Patiria miniata (bat star) is the source of this 1239-nucleotide messenger RNA. It is a transcript of the gene mrpl43, whose product is annotated as 39S ribosomal protein L43, mitochondrial-like. The record is from RefSeq and is a predicted model, not a curated record. Gene Ontology annotation, molecular function: structural constituent of ribosome. Bases 82 to 633 code for a protein of 183 amino acids. Lineage: Eukaryota; Metazoa; Echinodermata; Asteroidea; Valvatida; Asterinidae. Gene Ontology annotation, biological process: mitochondrial translation. The transcript is spliced from 3 exons. Gene Ontology annotation, cellular component: mitochondrial large ribosomal subunit.
GUGAGUUUGCUCUUCACUCGCCGAUUUGCGCUUCACCGCUGGGCACACAGACCUUUCAAUCCUCGUAAAAAGUUAUUCAAGAUGACAAGUGGAAGUUCUAGUGCAUUUCUACGAAGUGCUUUGCAAAAUGGAAUUGGUCGCUAUGUUUGUCAGUUGCAGAGAUUGACCUUGCAGUUCAGUAAGACGGCUGGAAGUGCCAAAGGAGUUAGGGAUUUUGUGGAGCAAGAUAUUGUUGGAUUUGCAGAAAAGAACCCACAAGUUGUAUUGUAUGUCACACCGCACACCAAGUACACUUUUCCAAAAGUAGUAGCCGAGUUCUUAAAUGGCACAAGGAGGAAAGUUGACUUGAGCAACCUCUCCAGAGAAGACAUCAUCAAGGAGGUGGAACUUCUACGAACCCAGUCAGGAGUGGACAUUGAGCGCAUUCGUAAACAGUGGCAUACUGACAGUCCUAGCGUUCAGGGGUACUGGCAUCCCUUCUACAAUAAACCGACCCAGUUGAAUCAGGAAACCUUCCCGACUGCGAAUCCGACACACAGUGAAGUCAGGAUGCCGCGGUUACCUAAACUGACGCAGGAGCUUAUCGGUGAAUUGAAAGAACUCAAGGACAAAGGAAAAUAUGAGAAUUCAUGAGAGGAAAGUUGGUUAGCGACUUCAAACAAGUUGUUGGUGCCAUUUUGACGCUUCAGAUGCACAGAUGACUUGAAGGAUGGUCCAAGAGUGCACACAAUUUUGUUCAACAGACUUGUCCAUUAGCUCUGCCCACUAGUGGUGUGCAUUUACAGGUAGUACCAUAUUGAAGUAAACACUGAAGACGACCAAAAAAAAUAACCUGGGCAAGUUGUCAGGAAAUCUGGUUCUUAACAAAGGUUGACAGUGUGAAUAUUGGCGAUGCCUGAAGGCUUUAUAGCUUUCCAGUUUUAACUCUAACCUUAAGAGGUGUUAUCUGUUACGUGUUAAAAUGCAGAAAAACAUGAAAUUUGUUUUGGUUUUCCAUGUAGCCUGGUACCCUGGUUUUCAUUGUGAAAGAAGGGGACAUCCACUUGAACUGUUAAAGACAAAGAUUUUUUUUUUUUGCUUCUCAAAUCCGCUGGUUCCAGUGUGUAUAACUGCAACAUUUCAUGACGUGGUACUCAUGAUACUCGGCCUUACAAAACGGAACUUGCACUCGUUAAUACCUUUCUUCUGUACCAUAAAAGUCUGGUGUUUAUUAAAUAAAUUCAACCAAAUAGCAAUUUA